Messenger RNA from Acanthochromis polyacanthus (spiny chromis), 5755 nucleotides. RefSeq names its product cyclic nucleotide-gated cation channel beta-1-like. Gene Ontology annotation, biological process: monoatomic cation transmembrane transport; retina homeostasis. The coding region runs from base 96 to 4667 and encodes 1523 amino acids. Gene Ontology annotation, molecular function: intracellularly cGMP-activated cation channel activity; intracellularly cAMP-activated cation channel activity; protein-containing complex binding. Gene Ontology annotation, cellular component: plasma membrane; intracellular cyclic nucleotide activated cation channel complex; photoreceptor outer segment. The transcript has 40 exons. The record is from RefSeq and is a predicted model, not a curated record. Lineage: Eukaryota; Metazoa; Chordata; Actinopteri; Pomacentridae.
AACCCUCCUCCAGGCAGAUCCCAGCAGAUCUGUACUAGCUGUGCCGCACUCUGGAUCUCUACAGCAUGCAGAACCACCUGUAGUAGGCACCCAGGAUGUUUAACUGGGUGGUGAAAGUGGUUCCUCAGCCUCCUGAAGCUGGUGGUACAGACGACGUUGCCAACACCUCUGCUGCUAAGCCUAAAAAAAACAGAGAUGUGAAGAGUCCUCCACUGACAAACAUAGAGGAGGGUUCAGAUGACAGUCAGGGCCAAACUGGAGUAUUAGGCUGGCUCUCUAAUGGCUUGGUCAGUGCUCUGCCGCAGCCUUCUGGCUCCCCUCGACUCGACAGGGCCAGCUCUGAAGCCAGGCCAGGAGAAGAUGGAGAAAGGUCUGGAGUGAUCGGUUGGGUCGCUCAGGGUCUGACCAAAGUUCUGCCUCAGCCUGAUGACAAAUACAAAGAGACCGAUAACGCCGACAACGCCGACGAGCACACAGAGGUGUAUGAUGUAGAAACAAUGCCAGAUUAUGAUCCUCUUCCACACAUCCCUGUGGUGGAGAUGUUGUCAGAAGACGAGGCGUCAGAGGUAGAGAAUUUGUCUCCUCAGUUUCCUCCCAAUGUGGUGAACUGGAUAAAGCAGAUGAUUCCUCAGCCUGUGAUACUGCCCCCUGGUGCCGUGCCGCCUGAACCGUCCUCCAAAUCUUCCCGCUCUUCUCUGGACAAAAUUCUGUCUCCACCGCCUGAAUCUCUCAGUGGAAUCUCUCUGGAUACCGACAGCAGGACCUCCGGUGUGGUCGGCUGGUUCGUGACUGGUCUGGGUUUGAAGCUUCCUCAGCCAGCUCUUCCACAGAAAGAUGACGCUCAGGGUGCUGCUGAAGUCCUACAGAAAGGGGGGAAGGCGCUGCGACAGACACAGUCCAACUCGAUGGAGCCUCAGAAGUGCAACAACGUCGAGGCUGAGCCAAAACCAUCAGAGGAUGCGAUGCAAACAUGUCAGGAAGAUGCUGAGACUCAGACGGGCCGCUGGACGCCGUUUAUUGAAAGCAUCAAAAAGGAGGCUGAGGAUGUUGCUUUGGCUACUAUGGAGGAACGUCUGCUCCAGGAGAGGGUGGAGAUGGCCCGUAUGGCUGAGGAGGUGGCCAGGCAGACAGCUGAGAUGGCAAUCAGACAGAUGACCAGUGAGGGACAGUCCAUCAAACUGUCACUGGGGAGUCAGGAGCUGCUGGAGGAGCCUGAAGACGGGCUGCUGCAAGAAGAGGAGAGCGAGGUGGAGUCCUGUAAAGUCUCAGAAAAGGAAGACAGCGUCGUUCAGGAGGAGCAGAAAGUGGAAACUGAAGAACCUGCCAUCCGGGAAGCAGAGCCACAUGAAGAAGAAGCAGCAGCAGCAGAGCCACAGCCGGCCUCACCCUCUCCACCUCCCAGUCCUGAACCGGUGAAGAACUCUGAGCCAGAACCAGAACCAGGACUAGAACCAGAGACCAAGACCCAGGAAGCCGGUCCAGAAGCUGUGACCCAGCAGCCGCAGAAAAAAGAAGACGGUCCAACUGCUAACUCUGAGAAACCUGCUGAAAAAGUAAUGAGCAUGAGUGGUCCAUCUCCAGUCAGCUGUGAUGCACUUAAGAGCUGCCUGAUGCGCAUCCCUCACACCUCCGAGUGCCUCGGCAACCUCAACGCUUUCUUCAAAGAGAACGGCAUCUCUCCUCCCGCUAUACCUUCCAUGCCUAAAAUACCCACCAAACUGUCUGACGUCACCCAGUACCUACCCUCCCUGCCCCCGGAGUUACGCCAAGAGCUCUCCCACAUCCGCCUCACCCAGGUUCCCCGAAACAUCGCCCAGACUGUCACUGAGCUGCUGCCCAAGAACACCGACGGUUCGGUGGGCCCCAAUCUGUCCGGCCUGUCCCAGAGCUUUUCCGAGAGCUUUGCCAACAUCCCGCAGAAGCUGUCCCAGUUCCCCGUCCGAACGCAGCAGUACUUUAAACAACAACAACAACAACAGCAAAAACACAAUCAUCAAGACGUAGAACUCAACCGGCUCGUGCGACACUCCCCUUUGCCUUCUCCUCCUCAUCCUCAGCUGCGAUCCCGUUCCCCGUCUCCGUCCUCCCCCAACAGCAGCACGCUGGACCUGCCCAAUGUGCCGUCCUACCCUCGGCUUCCACCCAUCGUCAGCCCUCCAUCCAAGCAGCUCAGCUCUCUGUCCCGGCAGCUGUCUGGUCUCUCUAACCCCGCUUUCUUCAUUGAAGACGACUCAGAAAUAUCUCAAAAAAGGCCUGCAGAGCGCUCCAGCCUCAGCCUUCGUCCAGCCGUCAACAUUGAGGACGUCGACUCAGAUCAUGAGAGAGGAGGAGGAGGAGGAAGAGGGGAGGAGCAGAUCCUCAACUCCCAGGACCCCAAACUUACAACCCUGACUGUCCCUGUGGCUCCUUCCGGAGGCCGCCAGAGUAAAGGGGAUAAAGACAGUGGGAGGAAUCAUAGGACUAACUGGACAAAGAUUAAGCGGCUUCAUUCUCAGAGUGAAGAUGAUGAUGAUGAUGAUGAAGGAAACAUCCCCAUCAGAGCUUGGCCCAGUCAGUCCAGCCUGCACAGCACAGAUGACGUUCUGAAGGAGCGACCAGCGUCUUCAGCCAGUCAGACCAGCACCGUGGUGAACGAAAGACUUCAGGAGCUGGUCAGGAUGUUCAAAGAGAGAACAGAGAAGGCCAAGGAGAAGCUCAUCGACACAGACAGCUCGGAUGAAGACAGCGUCAUCCCCUCUCCUCCUCAGGCCCCAGCUCCUCAGCCUGCUCCAGCAGCUCCACCUCUGGAUGGAGAAGAGAAAGAGAUGGAAGCAGGUCCAUCAUCCGGAGGAGGAAUAGAAAAUGGGGCUGAGGAGGAGAAGCGGUGUAGGCAUGGCCGUAAGGUGAAAACUCCUCUUUGGAUACGAGGCUGUUUGCACUUCCGCUUCCCUGCCAGCAUCGACCCUUUCACCAACCUAAUGUACGUGCUGUGGAUGUUUUUGGUGUCUCUGGCGUGGAACUGGAACGUGUGGUUCAUCCCUGUGCGCUGGGCCUUCCCCUACCAAACCCCAGACAACAUUUACUACUGGCUGCUGACCGACUAUCUGUGUGACCUCAUUUACAUUCUGGACAUCACCGUUUUUCAGCCACGCCUGCAGUUUGUGCAUGGAGGAGACAUAGUGAGUGACAAAAAAGAGAUGAGAAAGAAUUACAUGAAAACCAAACGCUUCAAGUUUGAUGUUGCCAGCCUUGUUCCCCUGGAGCUGUUCUAUUUUAAAACCGGCAUCAACCCACUGCUUCGCUUACCCAGACUGCUGAAGAUCAACUCUUUCUUUGAGUUCAACGAGCGUCUCGAGGCCAUCCUGACCAAAGCCUACAUUUACAGGGUAAUACGCACCACCACCUACCUUCUCUACUGUCUCCACUGCAACGCUUGUCUCUACUACUGGGGCUCUGCCUUCAAAGGCCUGGGAUCGACUAAAUGGGUGUACAAUGGAGAGGGAAACAGUUAUAUUCGCUGUUACUACUUUGCGGUGAAGACCCUGAUCACCAUUGGUGGUCUGCCAGAUCCCACCACCCUGUUUGAGAUCAUCUUCCAACUCAUCAACUACUUUGUUGGAGUUUUUGCCUUCUCUAUUAUGAUUGGACAGAUGCGUGACGUGGUUGGUGCAGCCACAGCCGGUCAGACCUACUACCGCACCUGUAUGGACAACACUAUCAAAUACAUGUCCUCCUAUCGCAUCCCCAAAGAUGUCCAGAACCGAGUCAAAACCUGGUACAACUACACCUGGCAAUCACAAGGCAUGCUGGAUGAGCAGGAACUGCUGACUCAGCUGCCAGAUAAAAUGCGUCUGGACAUCGCUAUAGAUGUCAAUUACUCCAUUGUGAGCAAAGUCCCUCUAUUUCAGGGUUGUGACAGACAGAUGAUUUUUGACAUGCUGAAAAGCCUACGCUCUGUUGUUUACCUGCCAGGAGAUUAUGUCUGCAAAAAGGGCGAGGUCGGUCGGGAGAUGUACAUCAUAAAGGCGGGGGAAGUGCAGGUGGUUGGAGGCCCGGAUGGGAAGACGGUGUUUGUUACGCUCAGAGCAGGAUCAGUGUUUGGAGAGAUCAGUUUGCUUGCAGUCGGUGGAGGCAACAGGCGCACGGCCAAUGUGAUCGCUCACGGUUUCGCCAAUCUAUUCAUCCUGGAUAAAAAGGACUUGAAUGAAAUCCUGGUGCACUACCCCGAGUCCAAGAAACUGCUCCGCAAGAAAGCCAGGAAGAUGCUUAACAAGGGGAAGAAACCUGAACCUAAAGGAGAGACCAAGGAACCUCCUCAGGUCCCAGCGGCUCCUGUCAGGCCAGAAACUCCCAAACUACUGAAAGCAGCGCUUGAGAUGACUGAGAGAUCUUCAGGACUGAAAGGAGCUCUGGCUAAAGUCAAAGAGAAGACCAACAAAUCCAGCAUCUCAUUACGGCCAUCCCUCUCCUCCUCCCUUCCUCCUGCAUCACCAGCCUCCAGCUCUGGACGCGACAGAGACGAAGACUCGCUGUCGCCCGUCUCCACGACAUUUCGCUCGGCUUCCCUCUGCCGCAGUGCUGCAAAGCCUCCACCUGCAGCCCCGCGCCACAGUGACGCCAUCGAAAGGGAGGAUGUCAGCGAGGAUGAAGAGAACGAGGGCGGCAAGAAGAAAGAGAAGAAGCUGUGAUAGUUUUCUGGAUGAGAAGAGGAAACUUUAGCCUGAAAUAGUAGGAGAUGUAAAUGGAGAUAAGUCUUAUUGUCAAGCUGAUCUGUCUGGAUACAUAUGCUCAGUGGAAAUUAACUAAAUGGAACGGUGUUGAAUUGUGAACCAGGUGGAGCUUUGCUAUGUCAUUGCCCACAACAUACUGUACAGGUGUAUCUGUAAUCUGUAAAACUGGUAUAUUCUGUCUUUUAGAUCUUGUUGGUGUCCAUGUCCCUUUGAUUGUUCAAGCUGGACCACUGGAAAAUAUAACUUCAGAUUCUUUUAUAUUUGCUCUCUUUACCUCGACCCACAGGACUCAUCUUCGUCUCAUCAUAGUCCUUUUAACGUGGAGGACAUUUCUACUUAUCUCAGCAGGUGUUUUUUUUUUCAUCUACACUGAGUUUCCAUCAAUGAACUCUCUGGAGCUCUGAUACUGUGCAGGAUACUCAGCUCAGACCAUGAAUUUCUACACAAGUGAACUUUUGUCUUUUUGUUUUUGCUGUUGUUGUUUACUACGUGUUUACAGAUCGUUUUUGUAAUAUGCCUUAUAUUUCUGUGUUGUGUUGGAGUGAGUAGCCUGCAGCUGCUGAUGGUUUUUACAGAGCUGGUUAGUAAAUCCAGUAAAUCUGUGGACUAGUUAAGCUUUAACAAUGCGAUCGUCUAUGCUCCUAUCAGAUCUACAUGGACAGCUCAGUCCAAGGUAAUCGCACAUUUUAUUUUAUUUUACUGUUAUUCAUUUAAAAAUAGCAGCUCUAACAUAAUCUAAAGCGUCUGUUAAAAAUUGUUUUACAUGCUGUACUGCUGGUCAUGUUCCUGUUUUUCACAUGGCUUCUCGAAAUGCUAAAUGUUUAAUAUGUUGUGUUAAUGACUCAGUACUGAUGUGAGAAAUGCCAUGUAUGUAUAUAUAUAUGUUGAUUAUUGCAGGCUCAGGGGAUCGGCCUAUAAACCAGCUAAGCAAACUGCCGGAUGAAUCCAUUUAUUCUGUAUGAACGGAGCUACAACAUGAGUGAAUUUAUCACUGGUGUAGUGCUGGCUUUUGUGAAUUUUCUUUAAAUAAAUGACUGUUUUCAGCA